Molecule: messenger RNA, 2094 nt
Organism: Neoarthrinium moseri
Lineage: Eukaryota; Fungi; Ascomycota; Sordariomycetes; Amphisphaeriales; Apiosporaceae
Exons: 3
Coding region: 1-2094 (697 amino acids)
Biological process (GO): transmembrane transport
Cellular component (GO): membrane
Molecular function (GO): transmembrane transporter activity
Source: RefSeq, a predicted model, not a curated record
AUGAAGCAAGAAGCCACCAGGAUGUGGUCUGGAGGACACACCCUGGACGAUCUCUCUCCUCCCUUUCCACUCUACACCGUACUGAUAACGGUGUACAGUAGCGCAGUGUCGUGUGUCCUCGGAAAGCUGGACAUCGCGCCGAGCCCGCGAGUUAGCGCCAUCUCCUCCCAGACAACCGACGCGCAAGCCCAGGGUUCCGCGGGCCCCUUUGCACUGCUCCUCCACUCGGCCGGUUUCCCCAGAUCUCUGGGCAAUCCUCCGCCGCCGCCGCCCCGUGCACUAACUUUAGCCAAGCGCCGUCCACUUCUUCCCCCAAACGCCCAACGCUGGGCGGAUAGACUCGACGACCCUUUUUUAGAGUUGAAAAGGGGACGACCGGCCUGUGCUAGUUACUGCUUUCUGCUGCGCUGCAUUGCCUGGAGCCCGGCCGCCGGCUCAAUUGAGAGAGAGAAAAAAAGAGACCCUGGCCGAAUGGCUCCGCGCAGCCGCGAGCACUCGUCCGACAGGGACGCCAGCACACGCGCCGCGCAGCCGACGGGGCCCUACGAGGCGCUGGAUUCUCCCAACGGCGACGACAAGAAGCAGCAGGGCUACGCGCUGGACGUGAUGAGCAGCAGCCGCCGCAACGGCAACGGCGCCGGCGCCGGGUACGACGACGACGUGGACGGCAUCAAGAAGGCCAAGGGCGACGACGACCUGAAGCGCCAGGACACGGCGAAUGCGCUGGGCGUCGACGGGGACGAUGAUGACGGCACCGUCGAGGGUGGUAGCAUCAUCGAGCGGCACGGCGCCGGCGCGCCGUAUCGUGUGUAUAAGAGGAGGUGGUUCGGGCUGGUGGCGUUGACGCUGAUGAACGUUAUUGUCAGUUGGGAUUGGCUCACAUUCUCGCCCGUCUCGCAACAUGCAGCUGCCUACUACGGGGAGAGCGAGUCAACCAUCAACUGGCUGUCGACGGGCUUCCUCUUCGUCUUCGUCGUCAUCAGCCCCCUGACCGUGUACAUGCUGCACUGGGGGGUCAAGCCGUCCAUCGUGACGGCGGCGGCGCUGCUGCUCGUGGGCAACUGGGUGCGCUACGCCGGCUCGCACGACAGCGCGGGCGGCACCUUUGGCGUCGUCAUGUUCGGCCAGGUCCUCAUCGGCGCCGCGCAGUCCUUCGUGCUCAGCGGGCCCACGCGCUACUCGGACCUGUGGUUCACGUCGCGCGGCCGCGUCGGCACCACGGCCCUCAUGAGCCUGGCCAACCCGCUCGGCGCCGCCCUCGGCCAGCUCGUCGUGCCCUUCAUGGUCACCCAGCCCAGCGACGUCAGCAGCAUGGUCCUGUACGUCAGCGUCAUCGCCACCGUCAUCUGCAUCCCGUCCUUCUUCGUGCCCGCGGCGCCGCCCACCCCGCCCGCGCCCUCGUGCGAGACCCCCAAGGAGCCCCUGCUGGCCUCGGUGCGCCGCCUCGGCCGCAACCUCGAGUUCUGGCUCAUCCUGCUCCCGUACGGCAUCUACGUCGGCCUCUUCAACUCCAUCUCGUCGCUGCUGAACCAGAUGAUGAUGCCGUACGGCUUCUCCUCGGACGACGCCGGCAUCGCGGGCGCCGUGCUGAUCGUCGUCGGGCUCGUGGCCGCCGCCAUCACCAGCCCCAUCCUCGACCGCACCAAGGCCUUCCUGUUGGCCAUCAAGACGGCCAUCCCGCUGAUCGGCCUGUGCUACCUGGCCUUCGUGUGGAUGCCGGCGACGCGCGUCAUGGCGGGGCCGUACGUGGUGCUGGCCGUGCUGGGCGCCGCCUCCUUCAGCCUCGUGCCCGUGGCCCUCGAGUACCUGAUCGAGCUGAGCCACCCGUGCUCGCCCGAGGUCACCAGCACCGCCGCCUGGUCGCUCGGCCAGCUGCUCGGCGCCACCUUCAUCCUCAUCAGCGACGCCCUCAAGGCCCCCGCCGACGCCGACCCCCCCGCCAACCUCGACCGCGCCCUCGUCUUCCAGGCCGUCAUCGCCCUCGCCGUCGUCCCGCUGCCCCUGUGCCUGGGCCUGUUCGGCCGCGCCGACCGCGUCAAGCUGAGGCGUGUCGAGAGCGACAACCGGGUCCUGCAGCGCGCCUCCGAGGCGUGA